Messenger RNA from Zonotrichia leucophrys gambelii, 2831 nucleotides. RefSeq names its product nucleolar and spindle associated protein 1 (gene NUSAP1). Gene Ontology annotation, cellular component: microtubule; nucleolus; mitotic spindle. The coding region runs from base 108 to 1580 and encodes 490 amino acids. Gene Ontology annotation, molecular function: microtubule binding. Gene Ontology annotation, biological process: mitotic cytokinesis; mitotic chromosome condensation; establishment of mitotic spindle localization. The transcript is spliced from 11 exons. The record is from RefSeq and is a predicted model, not a curated record. Lineage: Eukaryota; Metazoa; Chordata; Aves; Passeriformes; Passerellidae.
GGAAGGCCUCAUGGCUCUUGAAAAUAAGCAGGCGCGGCGGACCGGGCCACCAUUGGCGGUUCCCGCGCUCCGCACGCUCUAGCCACGCCCCUUCUCUGGCCCAGCCAAUGGGCUGGAGCAGCGGGCCAGUUCGAACGGCGGGGGCGGUGCGAGCGGUGUCGGUUGGCGCGGGCGGGCAGGGCCGCUCGGUCGGAGCUGCUGUCAUGGCGCUCUCUUCGCUGCAGCCCCUGGAGGCGCUGAAAUACGCCGAGCUCCAGCGCAUCGCCAAGGCCGCCGGGCUGAGGGCCAACCUUCGGGCAGACAAAUUAUUGGAAUCAUUGAAGCAACACUUUGAAAGGACGAAUGAAGAAAGUGAAAAUAUGGGUCCUGUAAAGAGUGCAUCUGCUUCCAUUAAAUCGGAUGAACUGAGCAAUCAGGAGGAAAUGUCUGAUUCAGUGUGUGUCAUUACAAAAAAACAUGGUCAGGAUAAGAAAAUAACCAGAAAAAAGAGGAGCUCCCAUGAGGAAACUAACAGCAGUGAAGAAAACCCAGUGCUUUCUGAUGAGAAACAGGCGCAUUCUGAAAUGAAAGAAAAUGAAGUGCCUCAGGGGGAGCACAAAAAGGGACAGAAGAUAUCACAAAACAGAAUCCAAAUAACUGAAGAGAAAGCUAUUGAGAAUCCAGGGAUGGGUGCUGGGCAGAAGAAACAGGCAGAGAAGGCUUCUGCUAAAGGCAGGGGAGGACAACGUAAUGCUCGUCCUGCAGGAGGGAAGAUCCCUUUACAUGUAGGCCGUGCAGCCAGGUCUGCAGGAGGGACAGCCACCACACCAAACUUCAAAAAGUUGCAUGAGGCUCAGUUCAAGAAAAUGGAAUCUAUUGCUGACUACAUUGAGAGGAAAAAAAAACUGAAUGAAAGUUGCAGUGCAGUCAAGAAACAAGCCAGUGGCAAAAGAUUUUUAUUCAGCCCCAAUGCAGAAAGAGGCAGGUUCUCCACCACCAGCACUCCUUGUAAUGUCCGGCGCUCACCACGCACCUCUCUGAACGCUGCUAAUCGGAGCAUUUUAUCCCAGAAAUCUUCAUUUCAUCCUUCUGUACUUUCAACAUCCAAAAUGAAUGUCAGGUUCUCAGAAGCCACAAAAGAUAAUGAGCACAAACGCUCUCUUACCAAGACUCCAUCUAGAAUGUCUCCAUACAUGGAGGAGCUCUGCACACCUGACACUCAAAAGAGCUGCAAACUACGAAGUCAGAAGAACAGUAAGGGAAAUGCAAGAAAUAAUGAUCUGUCUGCAUCAAAGGUUCUUACCCCCUUCAAGUUUGGAGCUCAACCUGCAGAACCCACAAGUGGGAAGAAGACAUUUGAUCUCAAAGCCAGUCUCUCUCGGCCGCUUCGGUAUCAGCCGCACAAAGGACGACUAAAACCAUGGGGAGAAUUUAAGGAAAAUGCUGUUCUCAGUAGGUCUGGUGGUAUCUGUUCACACAGGAAAGAUUACAAACAGCCACAUCUCCAGACAAGGGAAGAAAGGCGUGAGAUGCUGGAGCAAGACAGAAAAGAGAAAAAGGCUCGUGCUCUUGGGAAACGUAGAGGCCUGUCUGGGUGUUAGGAUGAACAAGAAGUAUCCAAGACUUCACUGUAACUACUGUUCCUCUCAUGUAAAGGCUUGUGCUCUGUGUAUGGUUCAGGUUGCUUUUAGCUAGUGGAAUCCAGAAAGCAAUUAAUGAGACCUUGUAAUGUGCUCUGAGCAUAAUGAUGAUCAACUUCUCCACUGAGAGUUCUAACCCUUGAGGGGCUUAGAACUCUCUUGUUGCUUCGUAAUGUUUUCAUUUAACUAAUUUACUUGACUAAAAGAUGUUAAAGAAGAAAAUAUGAGUGGAAAAAAGAUGCUCGUGAAGCCUCCUUGCAACUUAGGACAGACUUGUGCAUCAGAAUGCACACUUGUUGUGUGCUAGAAUGCAGGCUUUAGACAGCAGCAGCUUCAAAAUGUUCCCCAGUGUUCAAAAUGACAAGAUUUGGAAGUACGUGCUUGCCCUGUUCUCCAGGUCAAUCCUUAAAUGCUCUAAGUUACAGCAAUUAUUCAGCAUUUCUAAUCUAAUCCUAUGGAAUAGUAGGGAAUUUCAAAGAGAAGAAAAAAUAUGCAAGCUCUCUGGCAAACUAAUGUGUAACAUAAUUGUAAACUACCUUUUUGAAAAAGUCACAACUGAAUUUACAAAUUACCAGUUGAAUGCUUUGGUACAGUUAAGGUUUUCUUCCUUUCUAUGGUAAAUAGCAGAUGUUAAAAUUCUCUUGCUUUUCACCUCUAAACCUUGGUUUUAAAAGAAGCUGUUAUUUUUGCAUUUAAAAAAUACAUAGAAAAGUUGUCUGGAUUUUUUAGGGAUAGAAGUAGAAAGGUAAUUUAGCAGUUGUAAUCUCAGCUGUUGAGCCAAUAAAUGUUUCACUGAAUUUAGUGUCCCAUCAAAUAUAUGUUGCAGUGUCAAGAAAAAGCAAAUUUUUUAAUAAAGAAGACAAUAAAUGUUUUGUAUAGGUCCUGUUUAUCACUGGCUUUAUCAUUUAGUAUACCAACUACAACUUCCUUACUCUGGUACUCAUUUUGUUCACACCUGUAUUUACUGCUGUGUUUUCCUGUGCCAGGUUUUCCUCACUAACUCACCUGCCCUCCCACUUCAUGGAAAGAUGUUAGCUCUGGUAUCAUCAUUCUUCUACAAUUAAGCAGCUAAAUUCAAUGCAAAAUGAAAAUGGUAGUACAAGAUUCUGUUUCAGCUUGCUUCAUUGUGGUCUCUUCCCUAUAAAAUACAGUACAUUUAAUAUUUCUAAAGUACACUUAAACAAGGCCACUGUGGAGGAGGUCAGCGCUUUG